This is a messenger RNA of Effrenium voratum, 2766 nucleotides long. The record is from the annotation of a GenBank genome assembly. Lineage: Eukaryota; Dinophyceae; Suessiales; Symbiodiniaceae.
AGCUUUGGCUCAACUCACGCGUUUCGUUUGUAAACUAUUACUUCAAUCACAAUGCUUCGCCUGGCCUUCCUGGCGGUCGCCCCGCUACUUUGCUCGGCCGCACGGGUCUCCACGCACUAUGACGGUCACAAGAAGGUGGAUGAGGAUCCCUUCGGGGAUAUGCUUCCGCCCAUGAGUAGCAACCCAAUGGUGAUGUCCAGCGACCAAGCGGCCGCGCGUGGCCAGCCAGUGCCAUCGGUUCACGGAGUACCGCAGACCCCUGCGGUAGUCAGGGAGGAGGAGCGGAUCCUGGCGUCGGAGUCGCUGGUGGAUGAGCAGGUGGAGGUGAACCAGGAGGAGCGAAUGGAGGUGGAGUGUGUCGGCAUGGAGCACUUGCGAGAAGUGACCGACUACCAGGCAGAGCAGAAGGAGGCCGAGCAAGAGAUCAAGAACAUCCGCAGUUUUGUGCCCACAGAGGCGGAGCACCAGUGCCUGAAGCUGAACCUUCGCAACAAGAAGAUCCCAGGCCGGCUCUUUUCGGACAGGGUCGCCUUUGCCAACUGCCCCCCCUUCCCCGAGCGGCUUGGAGAGAUCGUAAUUGAGUCGGUGCACCACACGGAGAACAUUGACAAGAAGCAGCAUGUGGUUCUUGAACUGGUGGGUUGCACCAGUUGCGAGAACGACAGGACCAAAGAUGUGGAGUGGGGCGGCCUGCUGGCCAUUGAUGAGACAGGCAACUACCGGAAGAUGUACCGCAAGCCCCUCGACGCCACCUGGCCCACCGACAACUUCGGGAAGGGGCACUUUCGCAUGGGCGACAGAGUGCCAAUCGUGGAGAAGCCGGCGCACGGCCUUCCAGGAAUUUACCCGCGAACCUGGUCUACUGAGCAGGUCCGCGACGCGGACCAGAAGUGGGUGAAGAUGUACAAGUACAAGUACAGCUCCUUUAACUUCGACGAGUCCAUUCUGAGUGAGGUGGCGACGAUGGCCAGCGAAGCCACUGGCAACGCGUCCACGGUGGACGGCGCCUUUGUGCACGCGCACGAGCGUGAGGAGCUGAAGAUCCUCAAGGAGCUUCGGGCGCAAGAGAAGCGCAUCCCCUUCAACCACAAGCUGGAACAGAUGCACAUGCACAUCUACGUGUGCGACGAGUCGGGCAGUGGUCUUGUGUGCCCUGAGAAGCCGGCAGAGACGCUGCUGGUGCACGACGCCGCGCUGGCCUUCGAUAGCUCCAAGACCUCCACCUUCGAUGAGCUGGGCAAGCACUCUGGCGUGUGCACCUAUGGCCCGUGCAUGUUCCAGCGAGGCCUGAAGGUGGGCAAGGAGAACCAGCUGAUGUCGUGGACGAUGUGCACUGCCUGCGAUAAUCGAGCCUGCGGUGCUCAUAGCCGCGCAGACCCUCCUAGGCGCGAAGACGUGCCGCCGGCGCACGACGCUGGGGAGUUCAACUGCCUGGUGGAGCGCCUUUACACCAGCAGCGGCUACAAGGACCUGUUUCUCAACAAGCCUGGCACUGGCGGAAGGGAGGGCUCAGGCUUCCUCUUCCGAGGAGCCGAGGCCAAGGGCCACGUCACGGGGCACAUCAAUUGGCAUCUCUCAGUGCCCCGAGCCGGACAUUGCGAGCCCUUCUUGCAAGACGUGGCAUAUGUGGGCAUCGGCGUGGAUGAGUGCGACAAGUGCCGCGGCGGGGAGGUGGAUGUGGAUAUUGGCAUGGUUUUGCUCAGCUGCCCUGACGGCAACACCAAAGGCCUUGGCGGAGCCAUCCCCAGCCAAUGCAGGUACGUGGACCACCAGAAUUUCAACCACAAGUCGAGAAGAGACUUUUACGCGAUCUCAGAAGAUGACCGGUCGGGCGAAGGGGAGGGCGAUGAUGAAUGGGCCUUCAUGAACUUGGCCGAGCUCAGAAAGACCGGCGUGAGCCACGUGCUGAUCGUGGCCAACAUCUACGGCUGCGCCCACGGUCGGCCGACCUCUCCCAUCGGCUGGCAGGACCUGGAGGGUGCCUUCAUGCGGGUCACGGGCUCCAGCGGGGUGUCCAAGUCCUUUGAGAACGCGGAGACCAUUGGCUACGUUGACCUCGACGGCAUGCAGGGCCCUGCCCAGAACGGUGCAGGUUUGGUGAUGUUCUACCUGGCCAAGGAUGAGACUCUGGCAGCACCCUCUGAGAUCACCCGCACAGACAGUGCUGGCGGCACUGGCAAGCACUGGAAGAUGGCUGUGGUGAAGAAAUCCUACCAGGGCGCAGUGCUUUCCAGCGGCCCAGCGCUCGAAGCCUUCGGUAUUGGCACCGUCCGCAACGUCGAGAAUGGCGUGGCUGAAGCGGCGGCAGAUAUGAGCCUGCCCAACGCGCUGGCCACGAACCAGACGCCGCCCGCCGAACACGCCACAGUGGUGGAACUCGGGCCCGUGGUCACCGACGCCACCUCUGAGAGCAACGAGGUUCACUUCUCUGGCGAGAGCAGCGGAGAGAGGAAGGCCAAGGAGAUGACCAACCAGGAGCUGUGGAACAACCUCGCGGCCACGUUGCCUGAGGGGCCUCCGGGCACCGAUGCCUUCUGCGUGCCGGGCAUCGCUUCGGACCUCAUGUGAGAAAUCCCACGGCUGCGAUAUACGAAGGGUAGGAUCAUGUAAGGGACACUCCCCACCAAUGGCCGCUGGUGGCUUUUGGUGGACCAGUUUAGUGCCAUUGAUUACGACUGAUGCGUAGAACCGCUGGCCGGAGUGAUCCCAAGCCUGGUUCCGGACGGCGCGCCAGAUUGGCGCCAAUCGGUGAGGAUUGCAUCAGAG